Messenger RNA from Trypanosoma grayi, 456 nucleotides. RefSeq lists its product as hypothetical. Lineage: Eukaryota; Euglenozoa; Kinetoplastea; Trypanosomatida; Trypanosomatidae. The record is from RefSeq and is a predicted model, not a curated record. The coding region runs from base 1 to 456 and encodes 151 amino acids. The transcript has a single exon.
AUGGAUGAAGCGGCUGCGAUGACGUACGAGUCCCCCGCGCGGCUGAAAUGGGCAACGUUUGUCUUCUGGAACUUCCUCGACCCCGUGUUCCGCGUACACUUCAGGUACUACCGCAGGAAGGUCGCCGUCGACCGCUACCUUGAGCGCCGCGGCAUCUGCGCAAACAUCGCCAUCGGCGUAACGUUCGGCCUCACGCUGUACUUCACGUUGGUGUCGACGUUCCUUCUGCCCACGCCGGUGGCGUCGGAGUACUCGAUGCAGGACAACGCCAAAGAGAUCCUCCGCGCAAUGAAGUGCGAUACCACGAAGGAACUGCCCGCGUUUCUGCUGAUGCGGGCGAAGCGGGAGAUUAUCGGCAAGCUGCACGUCGCCGCGGACCGGGCGGAGGUGAAGCGGCAGCGCGAGGAGGUUGACAAGCUCCUCAAGACCCUGCAGCAGCAUCAGAAACACGAAUAG